CUUUCAUUCCUCAAUAUUUUGUUAUACUGUUACCUUCCUUACCCUGACGAACCUUUAGUAUUCUACAUAAGUUAUGGCUUUGCAGAAGUUGGCAAACAAUCGUUUGCAGAAUGCUGUGACAAAUGAGCUUUCAGAAGCCACAGAUCUUCUACGGCAGCAUAAUACAGCAAUUGCUGUUAUCAGCGUUCUUGAUAAUGAAACCAGCUAUAAAACCUUUAUGGAUGAGGAAGAUAAUUCCAAUAAAGAGAUUUAUAUUGCUGAUGAAAAGUUAUAUAAAGAUAUUGGCUUCACUUCUCUAACUAAAUGCCAGUAUUGCUGUAACGCUUGUACAUGCUGUUGCAGAGGAAUAAUAUGCAAUCAAGUUUGUAAAACCUUUUCUGCCGGAGUUGGAGGUGAUUUGAGAGGUAACAUACUCAGAAAUGGGGGUAUGCUGGUAAUCAAAGACGGAGAAAUUGUUUUAAGCCUCAUACAAUUAGGACCCGAAGAUCAUCCUGAAGUUUCAGAAGUUUUAAAAUCUUUAGGAAUUGAAGAAAAGAUAUCUCCAAAAAUCGUUUCGAAGCAACCUAAAUUGGUUUGCAAUGAUGAAUUUUGUCAGAUACGAAAGUAA
Molecule: messenger RNA, 607 nt
Organism: Dimorphilus gyrociliatus
Lineage: Eukaryota; Metazoa; Annelida; Polychaeta; Dinophilidae
Source: the annotation of a GenBank genome assembly